AUGAAUCAGCAGUGCAAAGUGUGCGGCGAGCCUGCGGCCGGUUUCCAUUUCGGCGCCUUCACCUGCGAAGGUUGUAAGUCUUUCUUCGGGAGGUCUUACAACAACCUGAGCAGCAUAUCCGAGUGCAAGAACGACGGGAAGUGCGUGAUCAACAAGAAGAAUCGCACCGCCUGCAAGGCAUGCCGCUUAAGAAAAUGUCUCCUUGUCGGGAUGUCAAAAUCGGGCUCGAGAUACGGCCGCCGUUCCAACUGGUUCAAGAUCCACUGCCUGCUGCAGGAGCAACAGCAGCAGCAGCAACAGCAGCAGCAACAGCAGCAGCAGCAACAGCAGCAACCUCCGUCAUCGCACCACCAUCAUUUGCACCACCACCAGCGUUCCCAUCAGCACCACCAGCCGAUGCAGCAGCAGGGUAGCCAGACGAGCCCCCCCAUGGGGAUGCACCAGGUCCCGCGUAAGGACGACGUCCUGAUGCUGGGCCUGGACGACUACAAGAACUCCACGUCGCCCAGCAUCAGCUCGCCCGAGUCACACAACAGCGACAGCUCCGUCGAGGUGUCCGAAAGGAGAGCAGCCCUGGGCCACCCGGGGUUCAGACCUCUUCACCCGCACCUCCACGCGAGCGCCGACUUGUCGGCGUUGGGCAAGGAGAUGAUGAGUCUUCCCCUUGGCUUCCACCUCGGAGGCAUGUCCUUGAUCCCGCCGACGUUCCUCCCACCUCCCAGCCUGGCGAUGUUCCCUCCGUACCACCUAUACACUCCUCCACCCGGGGCACCGCAUCCCCUGAUGCCGAGCCACCCAUCAGGGAUCCUGCGACACUCGCCAAUCGGCAACGAGGAGUCCGUCGCCACGAACCUUGCCACUGCCUCCAUCCCCACUGCCAAAGGCCCCUGCAACGAGAACACAGGGAGCAUUAACAACAACAACAACGACAUCAGCAACCACGACCGCUACGUCCAUAACCAAUUGAACACCGGCGACGUACCUGCGGUCUUUGCGGAUCCCAUGGAGACGUACUCGAAGAGGUUCUACCUCGACGCCGUCCUGAAGCGCCAGAGGACGCCGCCGAGUCAUUCCCCAGCCUCGAGCAAGGCGCACUCCGAAAGGAACACGCCGGGGAAUACCCCGGAGCCGGCUAGCCCCAGGUCGCCGCCGCAGGAGAACCCCAUGGACCUGUCGAUGAAGGCUCCAGGAUGUCCCAGGGAAUGUGCGACCCCUGCGAGCGAGACCAGUGGGAGCGAGGACGUCGACAUGGGGACCUCCAGCGAGAGGGACAGCCCACCCCUGAAGAGGCGACCAGCGCCCAUGGACCUGACGACGAGGUCUUAAGAAGGUGUUCCACGCUCCAUAAGCCACCGACUAGUGAUCCCCUGGUACAGGAUACUCGACGAAGUCAACGCGCAGAGGAAGAUCCUUUCCCCUGGCGAGACGAAGACAUCCGUCAGGUCGUUGAGUCCAUUUCCAUGAGCCUGAAGAGCUAGAUAACAAAAACCCAUCAAUCAGGAGCGUAUAUCAUCGGACUAGCGAUACCGGCUAUCACUUGGUACCCCCAAAAUCCUCGAGGAAGACGCGAAACUAGGUCCAUUAGACCCGAAGAAAGUGGCCAAAGUGUCCUAAUCAAAUCUCUACGAACCUAUCCAUCGAUAUCCGCACCGGGACGCGGGUUAAUCGAGGAAGACUCCUGGGGUUUAAUUAACGGGCACGAUCGCCUCUUACCAACCUGUCGCCCGAUAAACACGUCGGCAGGUCGCGGGCGCGUGUUCGGGGACGUGUUACCAACCCGGGGACACGUGUCGGACAGUAUCGACGCUUCGAGGGGCUUUAUCUU
Molecule: messenger RNA, 1825 nt
Organism: Orussus abietinus
Lineage: Eukaryota; Metazoa; Arthropoda; Insecta; Hymenoptera; Orussidae
Product: knirps-related protein-like
Exons: 2
Coding region: 1-1326 (441 amino acids)
Biological process (GO): regulation of DNA-templated transcription
Molecular function (GO): zinc ion binding; DNA-binding transcription factor activity; sequence-specific DNA binding
Source: RefSeq, a predicted model, not a curated record